GCUGCGGUUCCAGAGCAGCGCUGCAGCGCCGGGACUGAAGGUGGCGCUGUGAGUGACGCUCUUACCACUCAACAGAAGAAGAAUCGGCACAAGGUCGAGCAGAAACAUGAUGUCCGCAGCGGCCCGUUCGGGGCCUUUCUCCAUCUACAUGCAGGCUACAGCCUUCUCCGUGGCUGGCCCGCUCAAGACUCUGGUCCCCGGGGUGGUGCUGAAGGGAGAGAAAAUCGCGCUGAACCCGAAGAGACAGUUCCUGUGCCGCGAGUCUCUGAAUGGUCAGAGUCCGAGAACGGGGCCUGCAGUGACGGUCAGCAUUAACGGGUGUGCAGGAGUCCGGUUUGCCCACACAGACAUCAGGGUACCGGACUUCUCUGACUACAGGCGUCCAGAAGUGCUCGACCCCAACAAGUCGUCUCAGGGCAGCAGUGAGUCCAGAAGAGCCUUCUCCUACCUGGUUACAGGGGCCACCACUGUGGUUGGCAUCUACGCUGCCAAGACGGUGGUCACUCAAUUUGUGUCUUCAAUGAGUGCGUCCGCUGAUGUCCUUGCUAUGUCCAAGAUCGAAAUCAAGCUGAGCGACAUCCCUGAAGGCAAGAACAUGACCUUCAAGUGGCGAGGAAAACCGCUGUUUGUACGUCACCGUACCGAGAAGGAAAUUGCUACGGAGACUUCCGUCAACCUGGCCGAGCUGCGAGACCCUCAGCAUGACAAGGACCGGGUUGUCCACCCCAGCUGGGUCAUCGUCCUGGGUGUGUGCACUCAUCUGGGCUGUGUACCCAUCGCCAACGCGGGCGACUUUGGAGGUUAUUACUGCCCCUGCCACGGCUCACACUACGAUGCCUCAGGACGCAUCAGGAAGGGUCCGGCCCCCCUCAACUUGGAGGUCCCCUAUUACGAGUUCCCAGAUGACGACACGGUGGUGGUUGGAUAAGAGUUGUAAGCAGUGAUGACGAUGGUGUCCUCAGAGCAGUAAUGUUUGGCUAUGUGAGGAAAGGAAAUCACCAGUUUAAUGUCUCGGUUAACUUCAACAUUUAUUUAUAUAUAGAGCAGCCAGAAUACCUAAAAACUGAAGGACGCCACUCUCUUAUGUUUGUUGUGAAUAUUGUCAAACACCUGCCUUUAAGUGAGCAGCCUAUCUGGGCUAAUAAAGGUUUAUUUUACGUGACCGCAAGA
This is a messenger RNA of Salarias fasciatus (jewelled blenny), 1170 nucleotides long. It is a transcript of the gene uqcrfs1, whose product is annotated as ubiquinol-cytochrome c reductase, Rieske iron-sulfur polypeptide 1. Gene Ontology annotation, molecular function: 2 iron, 2 sulfur cluster binding; quinol-cytochrome-c reductase activity. NCBI's taxonomy places the organism in Eukaryota, Metazoa, Chordata, Actinopteri, Blenniiformes, Blenniidae. The record is from RefSeq and is a predicted model, not a curated record. The transcript has 2 exons. Gene Ontology annotation, cellular component: membrane. The coding region runs from base 107 to 928 and encodes 273 amino acids.